CAUUAUUAUUAUUUUUAUUUUCUCCAGUUCCAGUAUCAACCUAACGCCUCAAAGUCAAGAGUCAGAGCCAAGGGAAACAGGAGAGAAGAAGAACUUUCAUCCUCUCUUUCUCGGAGAAACGUCUUUUUCUCGCUCGUCAGACAAAGUUUCUCUUUCUUAGGUUUGAGAAGUGAUACUCUUGGAUUAAUUUUGGAGGAUAACAGGGCAAAGCUGAGAAGUUAACUCAGACUGUUUUAACAUCCUGGUUAAGCUUUGCUGGAUUCCAUUGUGAAUUUGUUUGCUCAUGUGGCCUUUUUGUUUUGUAUUAAAUAAGAUUCUUAAAGCUGAAGAAGAUGAAGAGGAAAUAGUGAAUCUAUCAGAUGGAAAUAUUGUAAGCAAGGUAGAACGCUGCUCAUCUGAGCACUUCUCAAGUAAUGAGAAGUACAGUGAUGCGCUCUUGCCAAGAGCACACUUUGUUGAAGUCCCUCAUGUAAACCAGCUAUUCUCUUGGGACUGUGGCCUUGCAUGCGUUUUGAUGGUAUUGAGAACAAUUGGAAUAAACAAAUAUGAUAUUCAAGGUCUGGCAGAGUUAUGCUGCACAACCAGCAUUUGGACCGUCGAUCUGGCAUAUUUACUGCAGAAAUUGAACAUUAAGUUUUCCUACUUCACAGUAACAUUUGGAGUAAAUCCGAAUUACUCUGUUGAGACGUUUUACAAGGAGCAAUUGCCCACUGAUCUUGUUCGAGUGGAUAUGCUAUUCCAGAAAGCAAGGGGAGCUGGUAUUAAUAUAGAGUGCAGGUCAAUCAGCAGAGUAGAAAUUUCUCUCAAGAUAUUGUCUGGGAACUAUGUUGCGAUUGCAUUAGUUGACCAGUACAAAUUAAGUCAGCCUUGGAUGGAGGAAGUCAUUGUCCCAGGCCUCUACAACAACUGUGGUUAUACUGGUCACUAUGUUGUGAUAUGUGGCUAUGAUGCUGGUGCAGAUGAGUUUGAAAUUAGAGAUCCUGCCAGUUCCCGGAUUCUGAAUACUUGUGCAGGAAACAUGAGAAGGUCUCAUCAAAGCGCCUAGAAGAAGCUCGAAAAUCCUUUGGUACUGACGAAGAUCUUCUCCUGAUAUCCCUGGAGAAGAAUGAGAAGUAGACCUUUCCCUGAUCUUAACUUUCUUCAUGUCAAUCGGGUCCGUGACAUUACACCUUGCAUAUAUUACAAAUUUGUGUAUAAUAUGUGCAUCAUUAUAAACCUAACUGUUAAAAUCUCUCAAUUCACUUUACAUGUAUAUGCUUUUUAGUAUGUAAUUCAUAUUUCAAUGUAAAUUAACAUAUAAUUUUAGUCAUUUAUUUUCUUUUAAUAAAUUCUGAAAUUUUCUUCCAAA
This is a messenger RNA of Mangifera indica (mango), 1348 nucleotides long. RefSeq names its product guanylyl cyclase 1. Bases 284 to 1045 code for a protein of 253 amino acids. The record is from RefSeq and is a predicted model, not a curated record. NCBI's taxonomy places the organism in Eukaryota, Viridiplantae, Streptophyta, Magnoliopsida, Sapindales, Anacardiaceae. The transcript has 10 exons.